Medicago truncatula (barrel medic) is the source of this 2099-nucleotide messenger RNA. RefSeq names its product microtubule-associated protein 70-5. Gene Ontology annotation, biological process: cytoskeleton organization. The record is from RefSeq and is a predicted model, not a curated record. The transcript has 10 exons. NCBI's taxonomy places the organism in Eukaryota, Viridiplantae, Streptophyta, Magnoliopsida, Fabales, Fabaceae. The coding region runs from base 233 to 1891 and encodes 552 amino acids. Gene Ontology annotation, molecular function: microtubule binding.
GCCAUCAUUUGUUGUUGGUGUUUUUGUGCUUAGCCUCAAUAGUACACUUACCAUAACCAAAAUAGAAGACCAAAGGAAAAAUACUUUAUAUAGUAGUGAUCAUUAGUAUUUUUGUACUUAGCCUCAAUAGUGCAAUUUCCAUCACAAAAAUAGAACACCUAAGGAAAAAUACUAUAUAUACUAGUGAUCAUACUUCAUUUGUUGUUGAGAAAAUUUACCAAGAAAGAAGAAAAUGGUUGUCAAUGAAGAGGUUCCUCUUGUCAAACCAGAUGUUGUUGUGUUGGAGAUUGAUCAUUUGCAAAACAAACUCAUAGAAAAGGUUAAUGAACUUGCUACAUGCCAUGGUGAAAUCAAGGCCAUAAGGGCAAUUGAAGCUAAGAAAGAUAAGGCCAUAGAAGAGCUGAGAAAUGAAGUCAGUAAGAUGGAUGAGAGACUAAGACUUAAAGAGGAUCAUCUUAAAAACAAGAACCUAGAAAUCAAGAAACUGACGGACGAAAAGAAAGAUGCGUUGGCUGCACAAUAUGCUGCAGAAUCAGCACUUAGAAGAUUACACACAGAUCAAAAGGAAGAAGAUUUUUAUCCAUUUGAAAGUGUCAUCACGCCUCUUGAAGACGAGAUUAAGAUGUAUAGAACUGAGAUUACAGCACUGCAGGAAGAUAAGAAAGCUUUGGAACGGCUGACAAAGUCGAAAGAGUUGGCAUUGCUUGAAGCAGAGAGGAUUUUAAGAAGUGCAUUAGAGAGAGCUUUGAUAGUCGAAGAAGUUCAGAAUGAAAACUUUGACUUGAAGAGACAGAUCGAGAUCUGCCAGGAGGAGAACAAAAUCUUGGAGAAAAGCCACCGUCAAAAGAUUGUGGAAGUUGAGAAACUUAGCCAAACAAUUCAUGAACUUGAGGAGCUCAUCUUAUCAAAUGGAGCCACCGCUAAUCUCAUUCGCGAUUAUAAGCGACAGAUUUCUGAGUUGCAAGAGGAGAAGAGGACACUAGAGAGGGAAUUAGCAAGGGUAAAAGUUUCUGCUAACAGAAUUGCAACUGUUGCGGCUAAUGAAUGGAAAGAUGAAAGUGAUAAGGUCAUGCCUGUUAGGCAAUGGUUAGAAGAAAGAAGGAUUAUGCAGGCAGAGAUGCAAAGAUUGAAAGAAAAGCUUGCCAUAUCAGAGAGAACAGCAAAAGCAGAAUCACAAUUGAAGGAUAAACUGAAGCUGAGGCUAAAAACACUUGAAGAAGGUUUAAAGCAAUUCUCGGUCAAUUCCAAUGCAUUUUCAGUAUCUCCAAAAGCUGAUAAAUCGAAUAUCUUAAGUUUCGUAACAAACAAUGGUGGAUUGAGAAACAGGUCUACAUCACAACCAAGAGGAUCUACCGUUGGAAGAACUUUGUUCCAAAAGGCAAACAUAAAAGGCAACAUAGAAAGUAUGGCUGGGAACCGAAAACCGGGUAGCAUAACCAAAAUGAAAUAUGGUUCUACAGAAAAUGUGUUGAAAAAAGGUAUAUGGGCGUCAAAAAACAAAUUUUCUGAUGGUGGUGAAAAAGAAAAUGAGAUACAGGUGAACACAGGCAGUGUUAAAACCAAUGCUGAUGAAGACUCUAAAUUUAAUAGCAGCAAUGAUUUAGAAAGCAAUGAUGUGGUCUCUGGAUUUUUAUAUGAUAAGCUUCAAAAAGAAGUCAUCAAUUUGAAGAAGACUUGUGAAACAAAAGACAGUACUCUGCACACCAAAGAUGAAGAAAUAAAGAUGCUCACAAAGAAAGUUGAUGCAUUGACAAAGGCUAUGGAAGUAGAAUGGAAAAAAAUGAAAAGAGAAAUAGCUGCUAGAGAGAAGGAAGUUGCAUCAAUAAAAUCCGAUGAUAGGAGGAAAAACAGAAGCUCAGACUUCUCUAAAAGGGUGAUGAAAGAACAUUGAAGAUUCUUUAUGAAGAGAAAAUUGGAGGCAAUUUAUGUAUCAAUGCAUCUUAUGAUUUUUCUUUGUAUACACAACAUAAUUCAGUGUGCAGUUUGUUUAAAUAAAGUUCCACUAACUUACAGAGUCUGAGAUCCAACCCUGUACAUACAGAGAAGUAUUGCAUGUUUUUCUCUAUAUUUAUUUUAAUGAUAUCUUCCAUGUUCUGUGA